Parus major (Great Tit) is the source of this 2296-nucleotide messenger RNA. It is a transcript of the gene ADRA2C, whose product is annotated as adrenoceptor alpha 2C. Gene Ontology annotation, biological process: adenylate cyclase-activating adrenergic receptor signaling pathway; regulation of vasoconstriction; platelet activation. Gene Ontology annotation, molecular function: alpha2-adrenergic receptor activity. Gene Ontology annotation, cellular component: membrane. The transcript has a single exon. NCBI's taxonomy places the organism in Eukaryota, Metazoa, Chordata, Aves, Passeriformes, Paridae. Bases 27 to 1361 code for a protein of 444 amino acids. The record is from RefSeq and is a predicted model, not a curated record.
GGACGCCGGAGCCCCGCACACCCACCAUGGAUCUGCUGCUGUUGGUGAACACGAGCCUGGGCUCCCCCAACGAGUCCCUGGCGCUGCCCCCCGCCUCGCCGUCCUCCUCGGCCCUCCUGCAGCCGCCCUCCCCCUACUCGCCGGCGGCCGUGGCCAGCCUGGCGGCGGUGGUGGGCUUCCUCAUCGUCUUCACCAUCGUGGGCAACGUGCUGGUGGUGAUAGCUGUGCUCACCAGCCGGGCGCUGAGAGCCCCCCAGAACCUCUUCCUGGUGUCCCUGGCCAGCGCGGACAUCCUGGUGGCUACCCUGGUCAUGCCUUUCUCCUUGGCCAACGAGCUUAUGAAUUACUGGUACUUCGGCAAGGCUUGGUGUAACAUUUACCUGGCGCUGGACGUGCUGUUCUGUACCUCGUCUAUCGUCCACCUGUGCGCCAUCAGCCUCGACAGGUAUUGGUCGGUCACACAGGCGGUGGAGUACAACCUCAAACGGACACCGCGGCGGAUCAAGGCCAUCAUCCUCACCGUGUGGCUCAUUUCAGCCAUCAUCUCCUUCCCGCCAUUGAUCUCCGUGUACCGGGACCCCGAAGGAGAUGUUUUUCCCCAGUGCAAGCUCAAUGACGAGACAUGGUACAUCCUUUCUUCUUGCAUUGGCUCUUUCUUUGCCCCCUGCCUCAUCAUGGUGUUGGUCUAUAUCCGCAUCUACCGCGUGGCCAAGCUAAGGACCAGGACCCUCUCUGAGAAGCGUACAAUGCCCGAGGGGUCCUCCCAGACUGAGAACGGCUUGAGCCGUGCUGCUGGUGGCUGCACGUCCCUGAGGAUGCAGCUGGGAGAGAACGGACAUUAUUCAGUGCACCACUGGCGCAAAGCCUCUGAGCUGGAGGACAUUGAGCUGGAGGAGAGCAGCACCUCAGAGAGCAGGCGGAGGCGGAGUCGGGAGGAGCAUCGCCGCAAAAGCAAGAGCCAGUCCUUCUCCUACUCAUACUCCUCCAAGCACUCCAGUAGCCGUCUGUCCCGUGCGAGCAAUCGCUCCAUGCAGUUCUUCUCGUAUCGCCGUCGCCGGAAGCGUAGCAGCAUCUGCCGUAAGAAAGUUGCCCAGGCCCGGGAGAAACGCUUCACUUUUGUGCUGGCUGUGGUCAUGGGGGUCUUUGUAGUUUGCUGGUUCCCUUUUUUCUUCAGCUACAGCCUCUAUGGUAUUUGCCGGGAGGCAUGUGAGGUCCCUGAGACUCUCUUCAAGUUCUUCUUCUGGAUUGGGUAUUGCAAUAGCUCCCUCAACCCAGUCAUCUACACCAUCUUCAACCAGGACUUCCGCAGGUCCUUUAAACACAUUCUUUUUAAGAAGAAAAAGAAGAACUUCCGGCAUUGAGCUGGAGGGAUGGAUUUGCCUUGAGCAGGAGUAGAGUUAAAAGAGAAGGCUCAGUGCUGGAAAAGAAGGGAGGAAAGAGAACAUGGGGCUUGGGCUUAGGGAGCGGGGAAAGGGCUCACCCCCUCGGUGGAGCAGGGUGAUGCUGUGGGGGACAGGGAUGGUGUCAGGCUGAGGGCACUCUCUGUGGUCCAGAAUGGUGACAUGGUGCUGGGGACACAGCCCUGGAGUGUGGAGGGGUAAAGCGGGAGGGAGUGAUUAUCUUUGAACCCUGACAGAAGGCACAGGGAGCCUGCAGAGGAAAGCAGGCUGAGACACUGAGUUUGGGAAGCAGUGAGCUUUUGUGGGCUCUGGAGUUUUGUGGGAAAACAAAAAGAGACAUCAAAAGGAAAGGGUUAAGUGGCAUUGGUGGUGGAGAUUUGAGGAUUUUAUAAAUAGGGCAGCUGGGGCCUGUGGUGGAUUUGUCCCAGUAAGAAAUUGGCUUUUACUGCUUGUGUGGGGAAAGAGAGUGCAAAGUGCCAGGCGCUGACAGUGUUUUGAGUUAUGAAAGGAUUUAAAUGUUUGCCAAAAAACCCCUAAAGAACAAUCCAAACUCUUUUCUAAAUAAACCUUUGUACUGUUAAAACCUUCUGAAUCAUGAUUUUGCACAAGGGAUGAAUUCAAACAAAGCAUGGGGUUUUCUUUUCCUUUGGAGGGGUCUUUGCCUGUAGAUCUGGAUGGGAAAUAUUUUUCCUAUCUUCCAAUAGUUUUUGAUUAGUCAGUGAGACAAACCUGGGAGUCUUGCAUUUUUUCAUGAACUAUGAAAAAGAGCACAUAUACCCCAUGACCUCAUUUCCUCCUGCUGGAUCACCAGGCAGUAAAUUCCUGCUCCAUCCUUCUCAGAUCAGUGACCUAAGGACCUCGCUGUCCUGGAGCAGAUAGUGGAAAAAAAAAAAAAA